AUGGGGCUUCUUAAAGAUGAUAACUUUGAAUUGAAAUACCAUCUGAAUAAAGCUAAUGUGGUUGCUGAUACUUUGAGCAAGAAGACUUUGCAUGUGGCAAGUCUUAUGAUUGAGGAAUACAUAUUGAUGGAGUCAUUUGUGGAGUCGCAGCAAGAUGCUUCAUUAAAGAUUAGAGAAGAGAUUGAAGUAGAUCAAGCUAUUGAGUUUGGAUUCAAUGAUGAUGGUUUUAUGGUUUAUCGGGAUAGGAUUUGUGUGCCUGACGAUGUGGAUUUGAGAAAAGUUAUCUUGAAUAAGGCUCACGGUAGCAAAUACAUGAUCCAUCCAAGAGCUACAAAGAUGUAUCAGGAUGUGAAGCAGUAUUGGUGGUAG
Messenger RNA from Prosopis cineraria, 369 nucleotides. RefSeq lists its product as uncharacterized. Lineage: Eukaryota; Viridiplantae; Streptophyta; Magnoliopsida; Fabales; Fabaceae. The record is from RefSeq and is a predicted model, not a curated record. The coding region runs from base 1 to 369 and encodes 122 amino acids. The transcript has 2 exons.